Messenger RNA from Mesitornis unicolor (brown roatelo), 512 nucleotides. It is a transcript of the gene PSMB3, whose product is annotated as proteasome (prosome, macropain) subunit, beta type, 3. Bases 81 to 437 code for a protein of 118 amino acids. The record is from RefSeq and is a predicted model, not a curated record. The transcript has 5 exons. Gene Ontology annotation, cellular component: proteasome core complex. Lineage: Eukaryota; Metazoa; Chordata; Aves; Mesitornithiformes; Mesitornithidae.
AGACGGUUGCCCAGAGACUGAAGUUCAGGCUGAACCUCUACGAGCUGAAGGAAGGCAGGCAGAUCAAACCUCAGACUUUUAUGAGCAUGGUUUCCAAUCUGCUCUACGAGAGACGGUUUGGACCUUACUACACAGAACCAGUCAUUGCCGGGCUGGACCCCAUAACACACGAACCUUUCAUCUGCUCUCUAGACCUGAUCGGCUGCCCGAUGAUCACCGAUGACUUUGUGGUCAGCGGCACCUGCUCCGAGCAGAUGUACGGCAUGUGCGAGUCCCUCUGGGAGCCCGACAUGGAACCCGAUCACCUCUUCGAAACAAUCUCGCAGGCCAUGUUGAACGCAGUGGACAGAGAUGCCAUAUCUGGAAUGGGCGUGGUAGUACACAUCAUCGAAAAGGACAAGAUCACCACCAGGACCCUGAAAGCCCGCAUGGACUAGCCCAGCACGUCUGCCCAUGUGUUUCACAUCCCAGCCUGCUUGGAACUUUUUUAAAUAAAACUCUGUUGUAGUGAA